GACGCCGUUUGUUAUGUUUGGUUUGCAGCGCAUCAAAGGCGUCCAGACCGACCGUACCCGACGCCAGGUCGGACAGAGCCAGGAGAAGCGCUCUGCGACGGAGACCGGCAGCCCGGCUUCGUCAAAGCCAUUAACAGUUCGCCGCCGCGGCCUCGACUGAGGUGUGCGGUGCUCCCGUCACUCCUUAGGUUAGUGGAGGGACCGAGUCCCCUCGACCCCUCCCUCCAUCAACAUCGCCAGCCGUGGCGACCAUGACCGCGUCCACGAUGCGCGCCCGCAGGCGCAAGGUGCUCCGCUCCGUCUUCCAGGCCGACGUCUCCCAACCCACACCUCUGCUCGCCUCGUCGGCGCCCGGAGAGCCCUUUGGCGGCCCACCAGCUCACGCACAUGCACCGCCGCCUGUGCCUCUGCCUCCCAUCAGCGAUCAGGUUCGCUGGGAUCGCGCCUGGCACGUUGUCACCUCGCGCAUCCAUCUUCCUUCCUCGGUCGCCGUCGAGGACUCCUUCGGCACUCUCGCCCCAGAGUCCCAAGACUUUGACCACAUCUUUCACGACUCCCUGGCCCUGCUGCUAAACCCCGGCACCAGCGUCCCUGGCGCCGCGCACACCGAGGACAUUCUUCACUGGCAUACGCAGCAGGUGCGGCAGCACUUUGUGCACCAUGUCUUGCCUCUUCUGGCUGCCUGCUGUGCCCAGGGGGGUCAGCAGCAGAUUCUGCUCGGCAGCAUACAGACCCUCGAGGCCGCCCACCGCCAGUACCUAUAUGGGCUGACGCUGAUAGUCCGAGGCAUCGAUGAUGACGCCGCCCGUGCUGCUGCCGUGGCCAAAUUCAGACGAGAUCUUCACGCCGUUAUUGGAAGUUCUUGGGCACCGGGUCUGACAAAUGCGCUACGCGGCGUUCUCUACCGCCUCCUGGCCAGUAACCUGCAUGUCGGCCGAAGGCAAUCGGGCUCCGAGCCACCCUCUAGCCAGGACGCCCGCGAAUCGGCCGCUGCCCGCGAGGAGCUUCUGAGUCUUCUCGAGUCUCUCAAAACGGUUGGCCUGGCGGGGGACAAGUUCCACGUCCUGAUCGCCGAAGUCAUGGACAGUUGCAUGCGCAAGUUUGUCCAAGAUACGUACUCGCGCGUGUGGACGGCCCGAGAGCCUUUGCAUAGUCCUGACGGACCAGUGACAUCUGGUUGCCUGGAGCAUCUGUGCGACUGGGUCGAGCGCUGCUACGGUCGCCUGGCCGUUGAGGUCUUCAGUCGCAUAGGCGGCCGUGUUUCGUGGAGCGACGUCAGUCAGUGGAAAGACGUCGCCAUCGGACGGCUGGCAACACUGCGCAUGGAGGAGCUCUUUGACAUUGUCCUGCACUGGCCUGACAGCAAGGGCGGCCUCGAUGACCUUCGCUCCGCGGUUGCUACCCCUCAACGACGCCUGCAACUGACAGACACCUUCUCCGCCUCACUUCAAAGGCGCUUGCUGCAUCCAGGCUGUUCCACGUCGGACAUACUGCAGACCUAUAUCUCGAUGAUCCGCACAUUCCAUGCGCUUGAUGCUUCGAAAGUCCUACUUGACCGAGUGGUCCACGCUUUGCAGCUCUACUUGUGUCAGAGAGAUGACGCUAUCCGCAUCGUCGUCACAGGCUUGCUCUCUGACCCCCGUGCCGCCGACACCGACGAGGGCAAGCGCAGGCUCGUCGAGUUGGCAGUGAUGCUCAAUGACACGUCGCAGCAGCAGCGGGCUCAUAGCGACGACUAUGACCUUGACUGGAACGACAUGUCGUGGGUGCCAGAUCCUGUCGAUGCUGGCGUCAACUACAAGAGACCCAGGAACGAAGACGUCAUCGGCACGCUCAUCAACGCCCUCGGAUCACAGGACAUCUUUAUCAAGGAGUUCCAGCUCAUCAUCGCCGAGCGUCUGCUGUCGAGCCAAACUGGCUUCCAACAGGAGAUCAAGGUUCUCGGCCUGCUGAAGAAGAGAUACGGCGAGAAUGCUCUACAGAACUGCGAUGUCAUGAUCAAGGAUAUACACGAUUCCAGACGCGUCGACGCUACACUGCGCAAAGGCCUUCGGGCCGGAGAUGGCGCGAAGGAAGACGCGCUGACUUAUCACUCUAAGAUCUUGUCCCGGCUGUUCUGGCCCAGUCUCCCAAAGGAGGGAUUCAAAGUGCCGCCUCCAAUUGCCGCGAUCCAGGAAAGCUACGAAUCCGGGUUCGAACAGCUCAAGUCGUCUCGCAAGCUAAGCUGGCUAGACCAGCUCGGCUCAGCUACCGUGCAGCUGGAUCUGGAGGAUCGCUCCGUUGAGCUCGAGUGCAAGACGUACGAGGCUGCUGUCAUAUAUGCUUUUCAGGACGACGGAUCGGGGCCGCCUGGUCCCCAGCAGCGCACGUUCAACGAGAUAUGGCAGAAAAUCAUGAUUGAUGAGGACUUGCUGCAGCUUGCCCUCAAGUUUUGGGUGUCGAAGAAGGUAUUGCGCGAUGUCGGAAACCAGACGUAUACUGUCGUUGAACGCCUCGAUGACGGCGCCAACGCGGCACCAAACAACGAAGGCGAUGAGGCAGCCGCGCAGAGCGAGGAUGAGGUCGUCCGGCCUUCGCCGCGCAAGGCUAAGACGAUGGAUCCCAAGGAGCAGGAGCGUCGCACGAUUUACUGGCAGUUCAUCGUGGGUAUGCUGACCAACUCGAGUCCGGCAAUGCCGCUCGGGCAGAUUUCAAUGAUGAUGAAGAUGCUCAUUGCCGACGGCUGCCCCUGGAGCAACGAGGAGCUGCAGGAGUUUCUCGGCGAGAAGGUGGCCGCGGGCGACCUGGAGCUGGGAGGCGGCAAGUACAAGCUGCCCAAGAAGUGACCGAGGAAGGAAUUCGAGAUGAGGAGAUGGGAGCAUCUCUUAGGAAUUACUGCAGUGCGAUCGCUAGAGGCGCACGGGACACACCUGUCCGUGCGUGCAUAACUGGCGAUAACAACCGACAUGGAGCAGCAUCGGACAUUGAUCAACCAGAUGGCGAGGAGCCCAUCCAUCUGCCGACGCUUUCGGCUGCAGCACUUACAAGGGCCAUGCCUGCGCCGGAGCGAUGCCGGCCUUGGAACAUGUCCUGUUGCGCGAAGGGAGGGCCUUGUUCGAGCACGAGGUGGGCUUCGGGCUGACGAAGCGUAGCCGCGAUUGCUGAAACAAGGCCCGUCGGCUACAAGGGGCGGCUUAUCCUGCGUUUGCCUUGUCUACUACGCGGGACGUUGCAGGCCCCAAGCAUGGGAGCAAGCAUAAGACGCUUGUUAUAUCAUACUACGUUAGUACUUCGUAGCAGGCAAAACGAAGAAUACCAAGGGCGUCAGCACCUGGGAUCCUGCCGGGCCAGGGCCUGUGGCUCGUAGACAGUCUCAAACAUGCCGUUGGCGCACCUUCUCGACUGCAUCGGCAUGUGCAUCCACGUUCAUCCGGGUGCCGCGCCCUUACGCCCAUACGUACGUACAGUAUACGUACGUGGGUGAACGAGGAAGUGUCAUAUGCUGGGCCAAAGCUUGUCGCGCUCGGACGAAUCACGCAUCGGCCUGGCGAGCGUCGACGGCAGCCGGGGCACCGCAAGCGAGGAGCCGGCUGGCCAGGCGGGGCAAAGUUCCGGAUCUGUGGCCCAUUGGAGCUCCGAAGGGGCCGGGUCCAUCGGGCGGCGGGGCAAAUGCCGGCGGGGGCUUGCGGGUGGCACGGGUGGCCCGGGGUUGGGCCAGGACUGCGUUGCGACUGGGUUCCCAGGCGGGCAGUGUGAAGAAGUGGUGCGAGGCAAGGGGAGCUGACACUGCAGCUGGAAUCUCCAAAGACGAACAAGAAGAUGGACAAGAGGGAGGAG
This is a messenger RNA of Purpureocillium takamizusanense, 3816 nucleotides long. RefSeq lists its product as uncharacterized. Gene Ontology annotation, cellular component: anaphase-promoting complex. The transcript has a single exon. NCBI's taxonomy places the organism in Eukaryota, Fungi, Ascomycota, Sordariomycetes, Hypocreales, Ophiocordycipitaceae. Gene Ontology annotation, biological process: ubiquitin-dependent protein catabolic process. Gene Ontology annotation, molecular function: ubiquitin protein ligase binding. Bases 252 to 2825 code for a protein of 857 amino acids. The record is from RefSeq and is a predicted model, not a curated record.